Molecule: messenger RNA, 2238 nt
Organism: Microthlaspi erraticum
Lineage: Eukaryota; Viridiplantae; Streptophyta; Magnoliopsida; Brassicales; Brassicaceae
Source: the annotation of a GenBank genome assembly
AUGAGUGGAGCUGUGCUUGUUGCUGUUGCUGCUGCUGUUGGCAACUUGUUACAAGGAUGGGAUAACGCAACAAUUGCAGGAGCUGUGUUGUACAUAAAAAAGGAGUUUAAUUUGGAGAGUAAUCCAUCAAUGGAAGGUCUAAUUGUGGCGAUGUCACUGAUUGGUGCUACUCUGAUCACAACAUGGUCAGGAGGAGUAGCUGAUUGGCUUGGUCGCCGUCCGAUGCUGAUACUAUCAUCAAUUCUCUACUUUGUUGGUUCUCUAGUAAUGCUUUGGUCUCCGAACGUUUACGUCUUGCUCUUAGGAAGGCUAUUGGAUGGGUUUGGUGUUGGUCUUGUGGUCACACUUGUUCCUAUUUACAUCUCCGAGACUGCACCGCCUGAGAUCAGAGGACUGUUGAAUACGCUUCCGCAGUUCACUGGCUCCGGAGGGAUGUUCUUGUCUUACUGUAUGGUUUUCGGAAUGUCUCUGAUGCCGUCUCCUAGCUGGAGACUGAUGCUUGGUGUCCUUUUCGUCCCUUCCUUAGUCUUCUUCUUCCUCACAAUCUUCUUCUUGCCUGAGUCUCCAAGGUGGCUUGUGAGCAAAGGUCGAAUGCUUGAAGCUAAGCGUGUUCUGCAGAGGCUACGCGGUCGGGAAGAUGUGUCUGGUGAGAUGGCUUUGUUGGUGGAGGGACUUGGGAUUGGAGGUGAAACAACGAUAGAGGAAUACAUAAUCGGACCUGCUGAUGAAGUAGCUGAUGAUCUUGACUUAGCUGUGGAUAAGGAUCAGAUUAAGCUGUACGGUGCGGAAGAAGGUCUGACUUGGGUUGCUAGGCCGGUUAAAGGAGGAAGCACUGUGAGUAUCUUGUCACGCCAUGGAAGUACACUGAGCAAGAGGCAAGGCUCGUUGAUUGAUCCUCUCGUCACACUGUUUGGGAGCGUUCACGAGAAGAUGCCAGACACUGGAAGCAUGAGGAGCGCGUUGUUCCCACAUUUUGGGAGCAUGUUCAGUGUGGGAGGAGGGAACCAACCGAGGAAUGAUGAGGAAUGGGAUGAGGAGAAUCUUGUUGGAGAUGGUGAGGGAUAUCCAUCGGACCGUGGAGAGGAGGACUCUGAUGUUGAUGGUGGUGAUAAUGAGCUUCACUCUCCGUUGAUCUCACGUCAGACGACAAGCAUGGAGAAAGACAUGCACGCUGGUCACGGACCGCUUUCUACUUUCAGACAUGGAAGCCAAGUGCAGGAAGGAGGAACGGGUAGUAGUAUGGGGAUUGGAGGUGGAUGGCAAGUGGCAUGGAAAUGGACUGAGAGAGAAGAUGAAUCAGGAGAGAAAGAAGGAGGGUUUAAGAGGAUAUACUUGCAUCAAGAAGGCUUCCCUGGAUCUAGACGUGGCUCCAUUGUUUCGUUGCCUGGUGGAGGUAACGGAGCCGGUGAGUCAGAUUUUGUGCAAGCGGCUGCUUUGGUUAGCCAACCGGCUCUUUACUCCAAAGACCUUCUCAGAGAACAUACAGUUGGUCCUGCUAUGGUUCAUCCAUCUGAAGCAGCUAAAAGCUCCAUUUGGCAUGAUCUUCAUGACCCUGGUGUCAAACGUGCUUUGUUCGUUGGAGUUGGCCUUCAGAUACUUCAGCAGUUCUCAGGCAUCAAUGGAGUUCUUUACUACACACCUCAAAUCCUAGAGCAGGCAGGUGUUGGGAUUCUACUGUCGAACUUGGGGAUUAGUUCGGCUUCUUCUUCCUUGCUUAUCAGUGCAUUGACAACCUUUGUCAUGUUACCUGCAAUAGCUGUUGCAAUGAGGCUCAUGGAUCUCUCCGGUCGAAGGACGUUGUUGCUGACUACGAUUCCGAUCUUGAUAGCGUCACUAAUAGUGUUAGUAAUCUCGAAUAUAGUCCACAUGAACAGCAUAGUCCACGCGGUCAUAUCAACCAUAAGCGUCGUUCUCUACUUCUGUUUCUUCGUGAUGGGUUUCGGUCCUACUCCAAACAUCCUCUGCUCAGAGAUCUUCCCGACUCGAGUCCGUGGAAUCUGCAUCGCCAUUUGCGCGCUCACGUUCUGGAUCUGUGACAUAAUCGUCACUUACAGUCUCCCUGUGCUGCUCAAAUCCAUUGGACUCGCUGGUGUCUUUGGAAUGUAUGCAAUAGUCUGUUGCAUCUCGUGGGUGUUCGUGUACCUGAAAGUCCCUGAAACUAAAGGCAUGCCACUUGAAGUCAUCACUGAGUUCUUCUCCGUUGGUGCUAGACAAGCUGAAGCUGCUAAAGCCGACUGA